AUGAUUGGCAUCCGCUAUGAGGUUUUUUCCAGCAAAUGCAAGAUCCCCUCAGUUCUUGGAUCUUUUGAAGGCGCCGUGCUCAUGGAUGAAAAUGACUUGAAUCUGCUUAAGGAUGGACGUCACACUAGAGCCUUACUUAUUCCUCUAUUUGUCAUGCCCUGUAUUAUCCCGCCAAGGUUAGAAGACACGCCAGUUCGCCCAAGUCUACCCGGUGUAAACAAAGUGAAACCUAUUCGAUUCAACUGGAUCCAAAGCAUUCUUAGGCAUCGCAACGACAUAUCUCUUCUCUCAGUGGUUCCCUUCGACAACCAGAAUUGGAGGCGGUCCGAAGGCAACAAUUUCCUUCACCAACGGAACAGCGCCUCACCAACACCCUUCUGUGUCAGCAGUAAUCAGACCGCGAAAACACCAAACGACCAUCAUGCAGAACCUGAUUCUGAUCCUCCUCAUCAGUACACUAUUCAGCCGUUCAGCUACUGGUGA
Molecule: messenger RNA, 483 nt
Organism: Haemonchus placei
Lineage: Eukaryota; Metazoa; Nematoda; Chromadorea; Rhabditida; Trichostrongylidae
Source: the annotation of a GenBank genome assembly